Molecule: messenger RNA, 1107 nt
Organism: Erigeron canadensis
Lineage: Eukaryota; Viridiplantae; Streptophyta; Magnoliopsida; Asterales; Asteraceae
Exons: 8
Coding region: 1-1107 (368 amino acids)
Source: RefSeq, a predicted model, not a curated record
AUGGAGUUGAAAGAUUUGGAUGGUAGGACACAACGUUGUACUUUGUGGAAUGAUUAUGCAGUUAAGUUUAAUGACUUUCUUGAGAAGAACAAAUCUGAAGAGCAUGUGAUUGCCAUCAUGCAACAUGCUAUCAUUAAUGAAUGGAAGGAAAACUUGACAGUUCAAACUGAUAAAUUUAGUACAAGAAUUUUCAUAGAUGAAGAUAUACAAGAAGCUAAUGACUUUAGGAGGAGGUUGAUACUUAAACAAGGAGUAAGUGAAGCUUCACAUACAACUUUAGCUUCACAAACUGUUUAUCCCAAUCGCUUAGAGUUUAUUCUAAACACCGAUAAGAAACAGCUGGAUGAAGUCAGAGAAUCUGAAGAGACUGGAGACUUUGUUGUGGACGCCACAAUAGCUAUGCUUGAGCAGGAGUUUGGAUGGUUUUUUGUGGGUUGCCGCAAAGAUGGUAAGAAAGUGCUUAGCAAAAUGGAGUACAUGGAAAUUGCAGAUGAAGAUGAAAUCACUGAUCAACUCAUUAAUGCUCCAGUUGACAGUCUAUGGUGUCGAAAAGAAAAGGCAAUCGCCACAGAAGUUGUACCCAAGUUCAGAGUUACCAUCAGAGUCCAAGACAGCACCGACAGUGCAUCGUUUGUUAUGUGGGAUAGAGAUGUCCAAAAGUUGCUUGGUUUAAGUGCAAAUGAUAUCCGUCAAAGGCAAUUGAAAAACAAUGAUGAUCAGGCUUACCCUCAUGAACUUGAAGGCCUCCUAAAUGUAAAAGUGGCAUUUAAGAUAAAAAUUGACAAAUACAAUAUCAAACACAAGGGCAGUGCAUAUACUGUUAACAAGAUGUGUGAUGAUCCUGAUAUCAUUGCUGAGUUGGAAGAAUUGAAAAACAACAAUGAAGUUGAGGAACAGCCAUCAAUGCUGGAGGUAGCAACUGUUAAACUUGAUGAGGAAUCACAAGGUGCUCCGGAUUCAAAGGAUGCAUUCUCGGUUACUGGCGAUUCUUUGGCCACCGAGAUUGAGAAAGAUAGUGAGACCAGUCCGUUGCAGAAAAGAGGUAAUGAGACUCCCGGUGUUGAAUCAACAAACAAGUUUGGGAAAAAGAUUCGCAAAGUAUUAUGA